AUGGUCGGCGAUAGUAGGCUCCCGCAGCCGCCGCGGAGUUCCUCCAAUCCGCAAGCAGCCAGAAACGCAUCGAUCACGGCGCAAAACGCAGCGCCAAACCCGAUCGCUGCGGCGGCGGCGGAGCUUCCGCCGCCCUCAUUUCACGUGGACGUGGCGAUUGCAGGCGGCGGACUCGUGGGGCUCGCGCUCGCCGCCGGCCUGCAGGCGCGCGGCAUUGAGGUGGCCGUUUUCGAGGCCGCGGCCGCUGCGCGGCGAUCGAACAACAGCACCGGCACGAUUCUCGGCAUAUUUCCCAACGGAUUCAAGGCGCUCGAAGGAUUGAAGCCAGGGCUCGGCGACGCUGUUAGCGCUGCUGACCCUGAUGGCAAGCUCAAAGCGGAGCUCGAACAAACACCCUUUGGUGGCUUUGGCAAGCCAGGUGUCAAGGACCGGUUGAUGUGCCAUGUCAGCAAGAACAUUGCAGACCCCUCAGCGCAUGACACCUGGCAUACCGUGCUCCAGGCGGUUACCACAACGGACCCUGGUAACAUUUACGAGCGGUGGAUGAUGGACCGGCCUCCUCCAAAGGAUUCUUGGAGCGACUCCAAGUGUGGUAACAGGGUUGUUCUUAUGGGGGAUGCUGCACAUGCCAUGCACCCCGAACUAGGGCAAGGGGCUCAAACUGCCUUUGAGGAUGCUCACCAGUUGUCCCUCUGCCUUGCUGAUAUAAAGGAUAGGCUUGCCGAGCCUGCUGCCGUGGCUGCUGCGGUUCGGGAGUACGAGGAUCGACGGAUCGAUAGGUGUGUGAGAAUCCAUACAUACGCCACUGCAGCACAUGGGUUUGGAGAGGAGGCGAAACUUGUGAAGGAUCUUUCUCCUACCGAGAAAAGGAAGCUGUUCAUGGAGUUUCAGAAGUGGAUCCUUGCAUACCCAGACAAGAUCAAGGGUGACCCUGAAUCCACCCACUUCAAGUGA
Molecule: messenger RNA, 954 nt
Organism: Closterium sp. Naga37s-1
Lineage: Eukaryota; Viridiplantae; Streptophyta; Zygnematophyceae; Desmidiales; Closteriaceae
Source: the annotation of a GenBank genome assembly